AGACAUUACAAAUCAUUCGUUUUGUCUCACAGUGUAACACAAGUUUAUAGUUCAGUACAAUGUUCUUUAAGUGCUCUAUUUGGUUUCUAUAUUUUAUUAUAGCUGCUAAUACAGUACUGGGAGAAACCGAAGAUGAAAACGAUCUUAUAAGAGGUUCGUACGAUAAUUGUAGAAAAUGGUUGGCCAAACCUCAACACAGUUUUAUUACAAGGUUAGAUUUUUUGUUGUACAUGGGAAAAAACAUAAGCGAUUGGUAUGCCUUAGAUUUUUACUUCGCUACCAAUCCAGCUGCCAAUGAAAAAAGAGCUGCUAUAGAUUUAAGUCUAUAUGGUGAACUUUUUAAACACAUAUGCAACAAACACGGCCGUUCUGUAAGAGACUGUGCAAAAUAUAGAAAAAAGAAAGCGGCAUCCAGGACAUACCGUGCGGCUACAAUGUUAGAAUGGGAGGAUCGCGAUAGUAGCCAAGAAUAAAGGUUACAAGAAAAAAUACAGACAAUUUUUCAUAAUUUAACAUGUUUAAAAAACGUUUAAAAAUACAAUAAGUCAAAAUAUCUACAUUUUAUGACGCCAUUCAAAUUGUUUUUUCGUUCAUUUGUUAAUUAUGAUGAAGACUGUUUUUGAAAAAUUAAAAAAAUCGUAAAAAAAAAAGAAUAGACAAUUUUUUAUAAUCUAUUAAUAACAUGUUAAAAAAUACAAUCAGUCAAAACAAAUUGUGUGACAUCUUUUUGCGUUGAAUAUUUUAUAUUAUAACUAUGCCUAAGCAACUAUACUUUAACAAUAUAAUUUUGCAUGCACGAGUAAAACAUAAUGUAACAGUUGAAAAAAAACAUAUCAAGACAUUUGUGUGAACAUAAAUUAAAAUAGUAUGUCUGAUUCGACAAAUGGAAAUAGCAAAAACCAAAUGGAAACAAAUUAUGUUUUAUAUAUUUAAAAUAGCCUUUUAUAAAAAAAUAUAA
This is a messenger RNA of Adelges cooleyi (spruce gall adelgid), 958 nucleotides long. RefSeq lists its product as uncharacterized. Bases 60 to 473 code for a protein of 137 amino acids. The transcript is spliced from 3 exons. The record is from RefSeq and is a predicted model, not a curated record. Lineage: Eukaryota; Metazoa; Arthropoda; Insecta; Hemiptera; Adelgidae.